GUCAGUCAUGAAUUGUCAAAUCAAGGCAGGAACAAGCUCGAGAUCUCCGUCUUCUUUCCGUCUGAAUCUCCUCCCCUUCAAUGGACUCCUCGUAAACAGGUUCGUCUUUCUCAAAUACACAUCCGACAUCCAUCUUAGCCCUCCCGAAUCUAAGAAUUUCCACCCAUGUCCGCUUUCGCGAUGUUGAAAACCUAGUUCUUUGAUUGAUCCACACAUUUUCCCAAAAUUUCAGACUUUUUGACUCGAGUUUUGUUGAUUUCGAGCUCGUAUCGUCAUCAACUGCUCAAGGCGAGAUUCGAUGUUGAACCCUAAGAAGAAGAGAUGGUUGAUUGCACUUGGAAUCAUUGGAGCUUCGUCUUAUGGUGCGUACAGAGUUUAUAAUUCCCCGUCUAUUGUGAGAAAGAGGAAGAGAAUCGUGAAGCUCUUGGGAGCUCUGUUAUCCGUGGGAGAAAUGGUGUCUGAAUCUGCCGAGGCUUUCAGCGUCAUCUCCAGGGAUUUGAAGGAGUUUCUGCUCUCCGAAUCCGAUGAAAUCCCCAAUAGUUUGAAGCAAUUGUCGAAAAUUGUUCGAUCUGAUGAACUGUCCCAGUCUGUGUGUAGAGUUUCAGAAUGUGUAACAACUGGGGUUUUGAAAGGCUAUAAACUGCAAAAGAAAGAGAGUGGGAUUGAAGAGGUAGGAAAAAGUUCAUCUUUUUCAGAUAAGCUUAUGGAUAAGCUGAUCAGUGGUUCCGGGACUGCUUUUGUUUCUGUGGUUGUUGGUAGCUUUGCCAAGAAUUUGGUUAUGGAGGUGAUGGAGGUUUGCUCUAACAGCCAAUCCCAUUCGUCGAAUUCCCCAGGGUGGGUAGAUUUAUUGUGCGAUGAUCGGCUUAAAUUGAUAAUAGCCAACAUUACACAAACCUUUGUUAGCACGGCUGUUGCUGUUUAUCUUGACAAGACAAUGCACAUUAACUUUUACGAUGAUUUGUUCUCUGGUAUGACUAAUCCUAUGCAUCGGUCUGAAGUGAGGGACAUUAUGGUUUCCCUCUGCAAUGGAGCAGUUGAAACUCUGGUGAAGACAUCUCACCAAGCCUUGGCAAACAACAAGGUCACUGAGCAUGAAUCUUCAACUUCAGGAAAAGUGAAAGGGAGGAGCAAACCUGUAAUCGAUCUGGGAAGUAAUGGAUGGCUGAGUAGUGUGUCGUCAACAUUGGCAGUGCCAAGAAACAGGAGAUUCGUGCUUGAUGUCAGUGGAAGAGUGACAUUCGGAGCUGUACGAUCUGUGGUGGAGUUCUUGAUGUGGAAGAUGAUGGAAUGCUUGAAAGCAAGUGUUAAUGCAGUUCAAGAAGACAUUCGUGCCAAAUCAUCCGUGAUUCUCACAAUAUGGAUGGCACUGAUUUUGCAUGUUUUUGGCAGUACCCAUUACUCUCCGUUGCAUGCCCAGAAUUGAUUGGUACUGUAUGUGCGCUAAGACACGAUGAUUACGAAAAACUUUCAAUGAGCUUGCAUUUGGUAAGUUCUUGGAUAUAUAUUUUCAUUGCAGGGGAAAAAACAUGGUGGCUCAAGUUUUGUUAGCUGAUAUUGAAACAACUGAGUCAUAUAAUAUGGUUGUGAUGGCUUGUUUUUUCAUAUUGAAUAAACACGGUGGCUUUACUUCUUCUAGCUACAAGCUCAUUCACCUAUCCUAUGUAUGACUGAUUUCAUAUGUAGAUCUGUUUUUGGGUCCAACACUUAUCGGUGUUACAACUUACAACAU
Messenger RNA from Cuscuta campestris, 1729 nucleotides. NCBI's taxonomy places the organism in Eukaryota, Viridiplantae, Streptophyta, Magnoliopsida, Solanales, Convolvulaceae. The record is from the annotation of a GenBank genome assembly.